CUUAGCUACAAUAUUCUUGGCGACAUGCAUCUUAUGGCUGUACUGGGCGGCAAAAGCCCGACGCAUGGACCAGAUGACGGCGUCCCUGCCGGCGCUACCAACAUUACCACUUAUUGGAAAUGGGUCACUAUUCCUAGGAGACACACAACAGAUCCUAAAAAAUCUAUGGACGCUCGCAGACUUAGCGUUCAAACACAAGAACUCGGCAAAACUAUGGCUCGGCCCUAAAUUAUACGUAGCAAUCGGAGAUCCUGAAGACGCUCAAGUAGUUCUAGAAAAUUGUUUAGAUAAAGAUGUAGUGUAUCGAUUCCUUCGACCUUGGCUUGGCCACGGACUUUUCGUGGCUCCGGUAAAUCUAUGGAAAGCGCAUAGAAAAGUGCUACUUCCAGUUUUCCACAACAAAAUAGUGGAAGAAUAUUUGGGUGUGAUUGCUGAACAGGCGGACGUUCUCAUAGAGCGGUUAAGUGAACGAGUCGAUGGAAAGCAGUUCGAUGUUCUCAAGUACAUUACUGCUUGCACUUUGGACAUAGUUUUUGAAACAGCAAUGGGUGAGCGUAUGGACGUCCAGCACUCACCAGACACCCCAUACCUGAGAGCACGGCACACUGUCAUGGAAAUCCUCAAUAUGCGCCUAUUCAAGGUCUGGCUCCAACCAGACUGCAUCUUCAAUCUCACUCCGUACGCCAAACAGCAGAGAGAUAACAUCGAUCUUACUCACAAAUUCACUGAUGAGGUUGUCAAGAAGAAGCGUUUAGAAUACGAAAGGAAGAAAGGUGAUAAUAAAGAACAGAAUGAUGGCAAACUCCGCGCUGUCCUUGACUUAUUGUUUGGUAGAGAGAUCGAGUUCACGGACGAACAACUACGAGAGCACAUUGACUCAAUCACCAUAGCUGGCAACGACACCACGGCUCUCGUCAUCGCAUAUACCCUCGUCCUAUUGGGGAUACAUCAGGAUGCACAAGAAAGGGUGCUACAGGAACAAGAGUUAAUAUUCGGUACGUCAACACGAGGAUCUAAUAAAGAAGAUCUACAAAGGAUGCAUUAUCUUGAAAGAGUGAUCAAGGAAAGCAUGAGACUAUACACUGUUGUUCCAAUCAUCGCGAGGAAUAUAGACAAGGACAUUUAUCUGCCUACAUGUGGAGUUACAGUACCAGCUGGCGCUGGAGCCGUGAUAGGAGCUUUUGCAAUUCACCAGUCAGCAGCGUGGGGACCCAAACCUGACAUCUUCGACCCUGACAGGUUUCUGCCCGAAAGGUCUAAAAAUAGACAUCCAGCCGCCUUCCUGCCCUUCAGCUACGGCUCCAGAAACUGCAUUGGACGAAACUUUGGUAUGCUUAUUAUGAAGAGCAUCAUCUCAUCUGUGGUACGGUCCUACAAAAUACAGGCUGACGACAUUGGACCACUCAAAGUUGAAAUGCUCCUGUUUCCAAUUAAUGGACAUCAAGUCAAAAUCACACGUAGAACUUCAUUUCAAUAGGAUAAUGUAUUGUAUUCUAGUGUAUAAGUUAAACACAGUGUACAUAUUAAGGACGUUUUAACUAACAAUAAAACGAUACACC
Messenger RNA from Spodoptera exigua (beet armyworm), 1559 nucleotides. NCBI's taxonomy places the organism in Eukaryota, Metazoa, Arthropoda, Insecta, Lepidoptera, Noctuidae. The record is from the annotation of a GenBank genome assembly.